Parathielavia appendiculata is the source of this 1563-nucleotide messenger RNA. RefSeq names its product Indoleamine 2,3-dioxygenase. The coding region runs from base 1 to 1563 and encodes 520 amino acids. NCBI's taxonomy places the organism in Eukaryota, Fungi, Ascomycota, Sordariomycetes, Sordariales, Chaetomiaceae. Gene Ontology annotation, biological process: 'de novo' NAD+ biosynthetic process from L-tryptophan. Gene Ontology annotation, molecular function: indoleamine 2,3-dioxygenase activity; heme binding; metal ion binding. Gene Ontology annotation, cellular component: cytoplasm. The transcript has a single exon. The record is from RefSeq and is a predicted model, not a curated record.
AUGCUUCCUCCCAUCCCUGUCUUGGCCGACUAUGGAAUAUCUCCAACUCACGGUUUCCUCCCGGACGUCCUGCCGUUGACGAGACUCCCCGACCCAUACUACAACAAAUGGGAGGCCAUCGUCGCCAACCUGCAGGGCCUCAUCCUCAGUAAGCGACUGCGCGGAGUCGUCGAUCGCCUCCCCGUGCUCUCUACCAUCGGUUUGGAACACGACGCAGAAUGGCGCAGAGCCUACAUGCUGUUAUGCUUCAUGGCCCACGGCUACAUCUGGGGCGGUGACAGUCCCAGCGACCGCCUGCCGCCUUCCAUCUCAGUCCCACUUCUCAAGGUGUCGGAGCACCUCGAGGUGCCGCCCGUCGCCACCUACGCGGCUGUCUGUCUCUGGAAUUUCAAGCCGCUCUUCAUGGACGAGGACAUUGAUAAUCUUGAGAACCUGGCCACCCUCACCACCUUCACCGGCGCCCUCGAUGAGUCAUGGUUCUACCUUGUCUCGGUGGCCAUGGAAGCCCGCGGAGCGCCCAUCAUUCCCCUUAUGUUGACCGCUAUCGCCGCGGCGCGGGAGAAUGACGCCGAAGCAGUGACGCGCUGCCUCCACACGUUUGCGGAGCGCUUGGAUGACUUGACGACGCUGCUCCAGCGCAUGCACGAGAGCUGCGACCCGCACAUCUUCUACCACCGGAUCCGCCCCUUCCUUGCCGGCAGCAAGAACAUGGCCGAGGCAGGCCUGCCCAACGGCGUGCUGUACGAAGACGGUUCCGGAAACGAGGCGUACCGCCAGUACGCGGGCGGCAGCAACGCGCAGAGCAGCCUGAUCCAAUUCUUCGACAUUGUCCUCGGCAUCGAGCACCGCCCGACCGGCGAGAAGAAGCCCACCACGCAGGACGCAGAGCGCGUGGGCCGCGCCCCGCCGCCGAAGCACAACUUCAUCAUGGAGAUGCGCCGCUACAUGCCGGGCCCGCACGCACGCUUCCUUAACGACGUGCAGGCGGUCGCCAACAUCCGCGACUUUGUCGAGCAGCACAGCGACAACCGCCCGCUGUGCGUCGCCUACGACGCCUGCCUGUCCAUGCUCCGCGCCCUGCGCGACAAGCACAUUGCCAUCGUUACGCGCUACAUUGUGCUGCCCUCCCGCGAGGUCCGCGCCCGCAGCCGCAGCCCCGAGGCCACGCGCAACAAGGUCAACCUGGCGACCGCCUCGCGGCAGCGCGCUCAGCCGCAAGGCAUAGCGUACGAUGCCCGCGCCGCCGCCGCUCAACAGGACGCUGCUGCUGCUGCCUCUGGGAACAAGGGCGGUGCCAACCUCAAAGGCACGGGCGGGACGGCGCUGAUUUCGUUCCUGAAGCAGGCGCGGGAUGAGACGGGCGAGCCGGCGAUCGAGGAGUGGACGAGGCGGUUUAUGAGCCGCCAGCCGAGGACCGAGGGCCAGAAUGACUUCUUUGCUGGUAAGCCCGACGAAGGAGCUGGUCUGCAGGUCAACCCCGCCGAGGCGGAGGAGGUGGCGCUGCCUGGUCUCGCGGGCAGUUGGACAAUGGAUGAGGAUGUGGGCGGGAUUUGUAACUAUUAG